Molecule: messenger RNA, 1479 nt
Organism: Saccoglossus kowalevskii
Lineage: Eukaryota; Metazoa; Hemichordata; Enteropneusta; Harrimaniidae
Product: coiled-coil domain-containing protein 102A-like
Cellular component (GO): myosin complex
Source: RefSeq, a predicted model, not a curated record
AUUGGUCAACAAUACUACGAAAACUUCGAUAAUGCGAGACAUACGAUAAAUACCAUCAGAGUGUGACAUAAGCGGUUCUAGUUCACCAAAUUCGCGUACACCAUAUCAGUUCUGCUCAUUAUGAGUAUGAAACGUGGCGGCGUGCCCAAAAUGGGUGAUGUGAGUCACGUUGGGGCAACCUCCAAGUCAUACCAACCAGAAAAGGUACCACGAGGUGGACGAAGCAGUGGUAGUGUUGGCGGUGAUGCAGUACCGCCAAUGUUGCCCCAGACACAAAUAAAUAAUGAUAUAGAGGACAAAGAGGAAAUGCGUAUGCGCGAGUUAGAAGAGGCCAGGGCAAGGGCCGCACAGAUGGAAAAAACAAUGAGGUGGUGGUCAGAUUGCACCGCAAACUGGCGAGAGAAGUGGGGUAAGGUGCGAGCGGAGCGCAACAAAUCGCGAGAUGAAUGCAGGCAACUACGAAUGAAAGUUGAAACAACUGUCAAAGAAUGUGCUGCGCUCAAACGUGAAAAAGAAGAACUGAUUCGGGAGAAUGAAAAACUUUGCAAAGAACUGCACAAUGUGCAGCAGUCUGAGAAAGAACAAGCAAGUAGCAUAAGUAGUGAAGGUAGCACUGCAUGUAAUAAACAGUCACUGAAUAUACCAGAAAGGGACACUGAUCCCAUACUCUUGAACGAAGCCUCUGCGGCACCAGACAAUGAACUUUUUUUGCAAGGUAUUAGCAAAACAGAGAAAGUCACAAAGAAUGUGAAUCAGGAUAAAAUUCAGUUGCCUUCCCCGGAUGAAGAGUUAGCCGAACAGAAAGUACUCAUGAUUGAAAUGAAGCUGGAAGAAGCAACAAAGACAAUACAAGUAGAAAGAGAUUCCAAAGAAGUCCUUCAUAAAGAAAUUGAAAAACUACAGAGUGAGUUGACAAGCUUAAAAAACAGGCAGGAAGAAAUGAGGAAAUGUAAAGAUGAGACAUUGAAAGAGUUGUCUUUACUAAAACAAGAGCAUGACAUUGCUUUGGGCCGUAUAACAUCUGAUUUGGAAGAUGAAACUAGCACGCGUAGUAACAUGGAUAGAAGAUUAGCUGAUAUGCGAAAACAGCUUGAGCGUCUACAAGCAGAGAAUGCAGCUGAGUGGGGAAAGCGUGAACGACUAGAAACUGAAAAAUUGGCCUUAGAAAGAGAAAACAAGAAGUUGAAAGCUCUGCUAGAAGACUUGGAAGAAAAUUUAUUGAAAAAGAAUAAACUAGCAACAGCGGCGAUGGAUUCUGACUUCAAACAGAACCAAGCUGAAUUAUUCGAAAAAACUAAGGAAGUGGCUGAUCUCAGACACAAUCAGAUUAAACUGAAAAAAAUACUGCAAGAUAAAACAGCUGAGCUUGGACAUGCACAGCGACAGGCAGAACAGCAUGAAUCAGAAGUGAAAAAACUCAGAACCCGAAUUGAGGAAUUGAAAAAAGACUUUGCAAGAUCUGAAGAUGAGGUAAAUUAA